Messenger RNA from Pelmatolapia mariae (spotted tilapia), 3176 nucleotides. It is a transcript of the gene fyna, whose product is annotated as FYN proto-oncogene, Src family tyrosine kinase a. The transcript has 12 exons. Gene Ontology annotation, molecular function: signaling receptor binding; ATP binding; non-membrane spanning protein tyrosine kinase activity. NCBI's taxonomy places the organism in Eukaryota, Metazoa, Chordata, Actinopteri, Cichliformes, Cichlidae. Gene Ontology annotation, cellular component: extrinsic component of cytoplasmic side of plasma membrane. Gene Ontology annotation, biological process: cell surface receptor protein tyrosine kinase signaling pathway; T cell receptor signaling pathway; protein phosphorylation. The coding region runs from base 168 to 1781 and encodes 537 amino acids. The record is from RefSeq and is a predicted model, not a curated record.
GCGGCGACGGGAGCUCCUGUAUCGGCAGGGACGGGUCUCCCACCGCUAUUCUCUGUCUGUGCGGAGGAAAAACACUGACAGAGAAGAAAGACGACCGCGAAUUUCCUCCACGAAGCUCCCUCUGGAAACUCCGAUGGAUUAAUUUGAUUUUUCUGCGACAGUAGAGAAUGGGCUGUGUCCAAUGUAAGGAUAAAGAAGCAGCAAAACUCACUGAUGACCGGGAGACCAGCCUUUCGCACAACUCGGGCUACCGCUAUGGGUCCGACCCCACUCCGCAGCACUACCCCAGCUUUGGGGUCACCACCAUUCCCAACUACAACAACUUCCACAGCGCAGCCUCGCAGGGAGUCACUGUGUUCGGAGGAGUCCACACGUCCUCGCAGUCUGGGACCCUUCGGUCUCGGGGAGGCACAGGGGUGACUCUCUUUGUGGCCCUUUAUGAUUAUGAAGCCAGGACCGAGGAUGACCUCAGCUUCAGAAAAGGGGAGAGGUUCCAGAUCCUCAACAGCACCGAGGGAGACUGGUGGGAGGCUCGUUCUCUCACUACAGGUGGAACUGGAUACAUUCCCAGCAAUUACGUAGCUCCCGUGGACUCCAUCCAAGCCGAGGACUGGUAUUUUGGUAAAUUGGGUCGAAAGGACGCAGAGAGGCAACUGCUCUCCAACGGCAACGCCAGAGGCACUUUCCUGAUCCGUGAGAGCGAAACAACUAAAGGAGCCUACUCUCUCUCCAUCCAGGACUGGGAUGACGUGAAGGGAGAUCACGUUAAACACUAUAAAAUCCGCAAACUGGAUAAUGGAGGCUACUACAUCACCACCAGAGCCCAGUUUGAGACACUCCAGCAGCUAGUGCAGCACUACUCGGCCAGGGCUGCAGGCCUGUGCUGCAGACUGAUCGUGCCGUGCCACAAAGGCAUGCCUCGUCUGACCGACCUGUCUGUCAAAACCAAAGACGUGUGGGAGAUCCCGCGGGAGUCGCUGCAGCUUAUUAAACGCCUCGGCAAUGGCCAGUUCGGAGAAGUCUGGAUGGGUACGUGGAACGGCACCACCAAGGUGGCAGUGAAGACUCUUAAGCCCGGCACUAUGUCACCUGAGUCCUUCCUGGAGGAAGCUCAGAUAAUGAAGAAGCUCCGACACGAUAAGCUGGUGCAGCUCUAUGCUGUGGUGUCCGAGGAACCCAUCUAUAUAGUCACAGAGUACAUGAGCAAAGGGAGUUUGCUUGAUUUCCUGAAGGAUGGUGAAGGUCGAGGCCUCAAACUGCCAAAUCUAGUGGACAUGGCGGCUCAGGUGGCGGCGGGCAUGGCUUAUAUCGAGAGGAUGAACUACAUCCACAGAGACCUAAGAUCUGCCAACAUCCUAGUCGGAGACAGCCUGGUGUGCAAGAUUGCUGACUUUGGUCUGGCUAGACUCAUCGAGGACAACGAAUACACAGCAAGACAAGGUGCGAAGUUUCCCAUAAAGUGGACCGCUCCUGAGGCUGCACUCUACGGGAAAUUCACCAUCAAGUCAGACGUGUGGUCAUUUGGUAUCCUGCUGACAGAGCUGGUGACCAAGGGCAGAGUGCCCUAUCCAGGCAUGAACAACCGUGAGGUGCUGGAGCAAGUGGAGCGAGGCUACCGGAUGCCGUGCCCCCAGGACUGCCCCUCGUCCCUGCAUGAGCUAAUGCUACAGUGCUGGAAGAAAGACCCAGAGGAGAGGCCCACCUUUGAGUACUUGCAAGCCUUUUUGGAGGACUACUUCACUGCCACUGAGCCUCAGUAUCAGCCAGGGGAUAACCUCUGAGCGCCGCGGCCCUCGUCUCAUGUCGUUUCACCAGAAUUCCACCAGAGGGAGCCAGACACCACGCGUUCUUUCUCAUUCUGCGGCUCUAAUGGUUUUAAAAGCUGGCAGACUCGCUUUCCAACCUUCAGACGUCAUACAAACAGGACAGAGGGGUGCAAACACAGCAAAGUGACUAUCAGAAUUAGAAGUGACUGUCAUGGAUGAACGACAUGAGUUAUGUUGUGUAACGUGUAUGUAAUGUAAAUACAAAUUGCUUGUUUACUUAUUAUCUUUUUUCUGUUUUGUAUUCCUUUUGAUAAUUUGGAAAUGUGUGAUUUUUUUUUUUUUCUCUUUUUUUCCCAUUUUUAAAUGCAAGGUUACAUUUGUUAUGGCUCGUAGAGAAGUGUGUGAGGCUCACAAGCUGGUUACAGAUGUAGGAAUAAUAAUUGUUGGGAAUAGUUAGACACUGUGGACCAAAGUGUAUCUGAAAAUUAGUUUUUUCUUUUUUCUGGGAGUCCACUGACUUUUUUCUUUUUCUUUUUUCUUUUCCUUUUUUUAUAAGGUUAAUGUAACAAUACUUUUCUCCUCUUCUCAAGGACUUUAGAUGUACUAUAACACCUGUUCUUGCCUUUUCUUGUUUAGUAAUAUUCUUAUAAUGUAAGGGAAUGCCUUCAUGCUUUACACACACUAACUCAGUGCAUCAUGGACUCUUCCUCCCAAAACUGUAUGCCAUCUGCACUAAUAUUGUGCAUUCAUUGCAUUUCAGCUUCUGCCAGUGAUCUUUUUUUUUAGGACUGGCUUAAAGUGACUUUUAAGUUGAGCUUUACGUAGUUCAAAUGAGGACUGACCUCCUCUCUAACUGCAAUCUUCGUUCAGCUGACUGCUUAGUAUACUGACAGUAUUUUUAAAUGUAUGUUGCAGAUGGCAGCAGGCUGUGUAAGACUUCCACACUGUCUUUAUGCUUCAACAGCCAAACAAACUGCCACUUACAUGAUAUGAAUGAAGGAUGUGUACCUGUGUUUGUCCCUCCAUAAUGUGUAUUUGAAUAUAACAGUUUGUGAGACCAAAUACCUUUUCAUUUCAUUUUAAGAACAUUUCAGUCAGUUGUUAAGAGAAUCGAAUAAUUGAUUAUUUCCAGGCAUUCGGCUUUGGAUAGCAUUUCAUCUUCCUUUAUUAUCAAUUUCCUCUCACUCUUAGUGUGUAAUCACAUGACAAUGUGCCAUUUAUGUGUAUUUAUGUUGCUCUCCACGGGUGGAAAAGUCAGCAGAAACUUUUGUAUCACUCCGUUUGCCCUGAGUUUAGUAGGUAUUCAAAACUUUUGGUCUCUAUUUAUUGUCUCUGUCUGUUCUGCGUGCACAGCUGUUUUUGAAAUAAAGAAUCCUGCCAUUACGACGCACUAUUUAACACUGUUUGUGA